Molecule: messenger RNA, 633 nt
Organism: Lutzomyia longipalpis
Lineage: Eukaryota; Metazoa; Arthropoda; Insecta; Diptera; Psychodidae
Exons: 2
Coding region: 33-557 (174 amino acids)
Source: RefSeq, a predicted model, not a curated record
CGGGAAUUUUUGUGUUUUUCCUGGCAUCGUCAAUGGGGCAGAAUGUUGCCACUACAGAGGCAAUCGGGAGUGCAACGGCAGCCGAUGAUGCACAGGAGAUGAUGCCCUUGAGAUCACCUCCGUGGAAUUUAUUCAACCAUCUCAGGCCAUUUGCACCGAAGCACCACUCAAAGGAGUUCAAGACAUCGUACCAGAUCAAUCCAGAUAUCAUCCACAAGUGGGAGAGUGCCUUCGUAAAAACUGGGAUUCCUGCUUUUAGCACCCAUCUCCUCGCAAAGGAGAAACCACCCACACAUCAGCCAACAUUCAUCCAUGCAUUCAAUGGGCAUGCAGCCAUUCCAAUUUUAGCGGACACCGGAGCUGAACUCCUCGCAGACUACCAAAAGCAUCAGCUGAAGAAGCACAGAAAAACCCUCUGGAAGAAUCUCAUUGUUGGACCACAGAAAGCUCUGAGAAAGCUCGCAAAGAUUAAAGUGAAUUUCUCAGGGCUGGGCGCAUUGUAUGGCACCGAUGAUUUUGGGCAUGAUUUGGGAGGUGGGUACGACGGGAAUACCUGAUAGAAGAAUAAAACACACGAAAAAAGAAGGUCAAAUUGGGCAUGGAUGAUUGGUUUGAAGAAAUAUAAAGUGAGAA